Lepus europaeus (European hare) is the source of this 2413-nucleotide messenger RNA. It is a transcript of the gene WDR31, whose product is annotated as WD repeat domain 31. NCBI's taxonomy places the organism in Eukaryota, Metazoa, Chordata, Mammalia, Lagomorpha, Leporidae. Gene Ontology annotation, molecular function: protein binding. The transcript has 11 exons. Bases 211 to 1314 code for a protein of 367 amino acids. The record is from RefSeq and is a predicted model, not a curated record.
GCGGGAGGCUGCGGAGCGCCAGGACUUCGGACGCCCUCUGGCCUCGCGUCCUGGCUGGCCCUAGGUACAGCUCGGCCAGCCCACGAGAUUAGAAGUGUCUGCUGAACUGUUUUCCAAAGGAUAAACAUUACAAAUCAUUGACUAUGGCAGCUCACUAAGAAGACCCUAUCGCUUUUCGGGGACCACAACUUUCAGAAGCAGCCACAAGGGAUGCUGUUACUCAGGUGCCAACCAAAGCAAAGUCCACCGCGGAAGGUUUUCUGUAGGCUCUGCACCAGGAUGGGGAAACUGCAAAGCAAACUCAGACACAGUACUUGUAACAAAUACAGGUCCGAUGGAAUUACGGAAGAGAGAAUCCAGACAAAAGCAUGUCCAGAGUACAGCCCUGCUCACACGGACGCCGUCUCUGUUGUCGCUGCUCUGACCUCAGACGUUUGUGUCUCCGGAGGAAAAGAUAAGACAGUGGUGGCCUAUAACUGGAAAACUGGAAGUGUGGUGAAAAGGUUCAAAGGACAUGAACGUGAAAUCACCAAGGUAGCCUGCAUUCCCAAAUCGAACCAGUUCUUUAGUGCCUCUCGAGACAAGAUGGUCAUGAUGUGGGACCUGCAUGGCUCCGCGGAACCCAAGCAGCAGCUGUCUGGCCAUGCCAUGGUGGUCACCGGCUUGGCUGUGAGUCCAGACUCGUCACAGCUGUGCACUGGCUCUCGGGACAACUCCCUGCUUCUGUGGGACGUGAGGACUGGACAGUGUGUGGAGAGAGCAUCUGUCUCCAGGAACCUGGUCACACACCUGUGCUGGGUCCCCCGGGAGCCGUGUAUCCUGCAGACCUCUGAGGAUAAAGCCAUCAGGUUAUGGGACAGUCGAGGGCUACAGGUGGCUCACGUGUUUCCAGCCAAGCAGCACAUUCAGACGUACUGCGAAGUCAGUGGGGACGGACACACGUGCAUCUCCUGCAGCAGUGGCUUCGGUGGGGAAGGCUGCGAAGCCACGUUGUGGGACCUAAGGCAGACACGGAACAAAAUAUGUGAGUAUAAGGGACAUUUCCAGACUGUUGCUUCCUGUAUCUUUCUACCAAGAGCACUGGCCCUGAUGCCUGCAAUUGCUACCUCAUCCCAUGACUGCAAGGUGAAGAUUUGGAACCAAGAUACUGGGGCCUGCCUGUCCACCUUGCCUCUGGAUGGAUCGGGGCCCUUGACUUCCCUGGCCGUUGGCGACACCGUCUCCUUACUGUGUACAAGUUUCAACAGAGGAAUUCACUUACUCAGAGUGGACCGCAGCCGAGGACUGGAACUGCGGGAAGUGGCAGCGUUCUGAGACCGAGAGACUCCCUGGACAACAGCAGACCACGGCCCACCUUCCCCAGUGUGGCGUUGUCUUUUCCCAGUGGGCUGGGGGGAGCAGGUCUAGGGCUGCAGGCCUUUGCUGGUGUUCAGUUAGGCGUUAGAUCAGUGGUGGGAGUCGUCUGAGGUCCUGUGGUUCACAAUCAGGUAUCGAGGUGCGAAGCCUGGACCUAAUUUUGGAAUUACUCUUCCAAAAAAAUGUAUUGCUCAAAACGCUGACCUGCGGGUGUUAAGAGUGGUCGGCCUCUGUCUGAGGCAGAGUGUACGACCUGAGUCUGUUACUCUGUAAGAUGAAAAAAGGUGAAAGCUAAUCGGGAUGGGGACUCCACGGAGGAAAUGGGUUGUAAACAAGGAGUUUAAGCGACAGUCGCUGCCUACCAGCAAUGGGAAGAAUCAGAGUUAGGGCAAGAAAGCGACAGCCUUGGCUCCACGCCAAGUCUCAUAGUGGGAAGUGGUAAAUCCGGCCCUGCUCCUGGUAUGUUCCUAGACCAGUGCCGGUGAGUUUGCAGGAAAGUAUGCCCUCAGAUGGCUUGAAGGGCCGACAAGUUCAAGGGCAUUGCUGAGAAUUAUAGGAGUUACCAAACCUGUUCCAUGGAGAAGAAAAUGCAGAAGCUCAAGGAUUACGGCUAAAAAAAGAGUUCGUUUGCAAUGUUAAUACUUUUUUAUCUGGUGAAAUAUUAAUUCCUGGGCACGGCCAGAGUGAGACAAAGGAACCUCUGAAAUGCCGUAGAGACAUAAAGAGAGGGGUGAAGUCAACUAACUGUGCCCAGCACUGAGCCCCUUCCGAGAAGGAGGGCCAGGGUGCUCAGGGCUGCCCGCGUGCCCCUGCAGGCAACCCCACCCCCCUGCCUUCAGACAAACCCUGACACGAGGCAGCCGAGGCCAGUAGAGUCCCAGCCAGGGGCGGCUUCGGUUUGUCUUCCCUGGUCCCAGCAGCCACAGCCACCCGCCUUGUCCCCCUCCUGCUCCUCUUUGAGCCCCAGGGAUGGGCAAAGCCACCCCUGAGCAUGAAUCCCCACGCCUGCAUGUAGCUGGCUGAUCUCGGGCAGGCUGUGGGGCCGCAGCUCUCUCAC